GCGAGGCGCCUCCGCCGGCGCUGCCCCAUCCCCCGCCGGCCCGGGCGGACGGGAGCGGCGGCCCCGCCGCGGCCCUUCCGAUCGCAGCACGUUCCAAGAUGGCAGAAUUAUUUAUGGAAUGUGAAGAAGAGGAGCUGGAACCAUGGCAAAAGACAGUGACAGAAGUGGAGGAGGAUGACGAUGACAUCGAUGAUGAUGAUGAUGAGCCAAUCUUUGUUGGGGAAAUCACAAGGUCGAAGGCAGCUACUACAUGCAGUGCAGGGAGUGAGGUUAGGUGGUUAUGCUGACAGCAGAUGUGUCAGGAUUCCACUGUUUGUCUAUGCUUGGGCUUUGGCAGAUAUAUUGAACAGAGUCAAGCUCAGCUCAUCACGAAGGGGGGUACAGGAUGGUGCACCCAGUAGAGGUCCAAUUACUACGUUCAAGACCGAGAGUCACCAUUACGCGCCCGCUGCCUCCAGCCCCGGUGCCGUGCCCGUUCCAUCCGUGUUCCAGGCUGCACCCAGGCCUUUGAGCAGCUCGGGAGCAGUGCAGCCACUGUCUGUACAAGUGAAUGUUUCAGGAACUUCACAAACGCUGCAGAGACCAGUCGCUGGGUGUUUAUCAACACAGCAGCUGCCUGGGUCAAGUUCUGGAAUAACACAGCCUGUAACCAUUCCAGUGACAACACAGCCAGCAUCAAGGAAUAUCACAGUUCCUGCAGUGGCUCAACCUGUGUCCAGGCCAGAGACUGGAACAGCACAGUCUGUGAUGCUCAAUCAGACAGGGACAAAUGCUGCAUCGAGCACCAUUAAAAAUGGAGGACCUUUUCCACGAGCUUGUCCAAAGUGUAAUAUUCAUUUCAAUCUUAUGGAUCCUCUAAAAAAUCAUAUGAAGUAUUGUUGUCCAGAUUUGGUAAAUAACUUUUUCCCAGCAACGAUCAAAACAGAAUGUUUGAGCACAACAAGUAAGAUUGCUGAAUCUGAGAAAGGAAAAUUGAUUAUGUUAGUUAAUGACUUUUAUUAUGGGAAGGAUGAAGGUGACACCCAGCAGGUGCAACAGGAGCAGAAGACUCAUACGACAUUUAAGUGCAUCAGUUGUCUCAAAGUUCUUAAAAAUAACAUAAGGUUUAUGAACCACAUGAAGCAUCACUUGGAGCUCGAGAAGCAGAGCAAUGAAAGUUGGGAAAGCCACACCACGUGCCAGCACUGCUACCGGCAGUUCCCCACCCCGUUCCAGCUGCAGUGCCACAUCGAGAGCACACACACGCUUUACGAGUCAUCCACCAUUUGUAAAAUCUGUGAACUAUCCUUUGAAACAGAGCAAGUUCUUUUGCAACAUAUGAAGGAUAAUCACAAGCCAGGUGAAAUGCCAUAUGUUUGCCAGGUGUGCAGCUACAGAUCCUCAGCUUUUUCAGAUGUAGAAUCUCAUUUUAGAACAGUUCAUGAAAACACAAAACAUUUGCUAUGCCCAUUUUGCCUCAAAGUAAUUAAAAUUGGAGCACCAUAUAUGCAUCAUUACAUGAGGCAUCAGAAAAAGGGUGUGUACCGCUGCACUAAAUGCAGACUGCAGUUUCUAACCUGCAAGGAAAAAAUGGAUCACAAGACUCAGCAUCACCGAACAUUCAGGAAACCCAAACAGUUAGAAGGCUUGCCCCCUGGGACAAAGGUGACUAUUCGAGCAUCUCUAGGAUCUCAUCAGUCAGGAUCAUCAGCUUCAUCUUCUAUUAGUACAAGCAGUUCCACCUUUCAGUUAUCACCUAAAUCUAAAACCACAACCACUAAAAAUCAUAACAAAUCUAAUACAAAUAAAUCAAGAGGAAAAUCAAAACAAACUCCAUCAAAGAAACAAAAUGCAUGGACCAACAGCAAAAAAAAAAAGGAAGUUACAAAUAUAACAUUUCAUCAUCUAAGGUGUCAUUCGGGACAUCACAAGUGCAUUGAGUGUUACUCAGAAAUCAAGGAUUUCGCCAGCCAUUUUCCUGCCUACGUCCACUGUAGUUUGUGCAGAUACAGCACCAGCUGUAGCAAAGCCUAUGUGAAUCACAUGGUGAAUUUUCACAGUGCUCGUCCACGUAAAAGAUUUUGGAUCUAUAAGAAGCAAUCAGAAGAGCUACGAGGCUUGACUGUAGUGUGUCUUAACUGUGAAUUCCUGGCUGAUGUUUCUGGCUUAGAUAGCAUGGCCACACAUCUGAGUGAGAGCCACACUCAUACUUGUCAAGUUAUUAUAGAGAAAGUUUCUGUAGAUAUCCCAACUGCUGCACAAGUAUCUGACAAACAAGAGCACGACUCUUCAGAUGAAACAAAAAACUGCAGUAGAAAUCCAACUACAAAAGUUGCAUCUGCUGAACAGAACGAAGAAGACUCAUCACUGUCAAAUACAGAAGAUGUUCCUAGUUUUGAACUCCCUGGCAACAGCUCAAAGAAGUCUUUGCAUGAGAAAAGAGCCUGUUGUGGUUCAGAUGAUAAUAACAAACAGUUAGAUGAGAAACAAAAAGGUAUUCAUGAUGAAAGUGAGUUGAAAAGGUGCCAAAGUUCAGGUGAUGGUCUCUUGGAUGAGCAGACUAAAGUCCGGAGCUUGGAUGAAACUACACUGUCAGCGAUGAACGUGAGGGACUUAAAGCUGACCUUGGGUGAGGAUGUGAGUUUUGAGCAGUUCUUCAGGAAGAGAGAUGAACCUGAGUCUGUUAGUUCUGACAUUAGUGAACAAGGCAGUAUUCAUUUGGAGCCUUUGACUCCAUCAGAAGUACUAGAGCAUGAAGCUACUGAGAUCCUUCAGAAAGGUAAUGUCACACCUUCAUCAAAGACAGCCGGACAGCUCACGGAACAAACAGAUGAGGUUUCGAAGGAAAGCAAUCCCAACAGAAUGGAGACAGCUGUAAACCAGACAGAGGAAAAUGAAGCAAGCUGAAAUUGUGUCAAUUUGAUUGUUAUGAACAGUGGUAGGAACACCAUGGACCAUUCCUGAUGAGUGUGCUUAUGGAUGCUAAAUAUUAAAAAAAGGGCGGGGGGGGAGAGGGAGGAGAGAAAGAGACACCAAAGGGAAGUUCUGCAUAUGGAGAUAGCAUGUAUGUGUAUGUGUGAUUAACUGAACUUACAGAAGGUAGCAAGUUCAAAUAUACCUUCCUGUCUCUUGGAUGUGAUAUAUUAUUAGAUUGAUAUUUGAAAAGAGGUAUAAAUUCUAAUUUUUUUAUAGUUAACUAGCCCAGGAUAAGGUGAUUUGUUCGCCCAGAAAGUAUUUUUUUAAAUUCUUCAGUGUGAAUAUCAUUGAACAGUAGAAUUGAGUAUGGACUUACUUCUGAUGCUGAAGUGGAGCGCACUUGUCAUCAGGGCUAUUGGUCUGCUGAUAAUUUGGGUAAACAUAAACCUUGGGACUCGGUGUCACAUUCCUGUCUGUAAAAGCAUGUAAACAGAAUUAUAUGAAUCUGUGCACCUCUGUACAGGUAUAAUCCUGCCAGGCUGUAAGCUUACCUUAAUAAACUUUCAGUGAAAGUGGAAUUAUUACAAUAAAACUAUAUAUUUGUGGGGUUUUCACUGUGCAGGCUGUGCAGAAAUACCGAACAUAGUUGUAUAAAGUAGAACAUAAUGUUGAAAGUACUGUAGCUGUUAGGCUUUUACCAUUGGUUUUCUGAUUCUUAGCCAUAGACACGUAGGAAUGGUCUGUAAGUCACACCAAAGUAUGGUUUUAAUGUAAAAAUGGUAUUAAGCAAAAAUAAGGAAACCCCCAAACUGGAGACACCACUUGGUGUGUGUUCUGCCAUUUUACAGCUGCUACUGGCUAACUUACAAAUAGAACACAAGGUCAAAUUGUACAGUUCAAUUUCAGGACUUUUUGUAGUCUUAAGUUAUGUACAGAAAGAUGGCUGCUGGUUUUGGGUUUUGGGGAUUUUUUUGUUUUGUUUUUUUCCUUUGGUUUUGGAUAUUUUUUUUUUGUCUUCUAGUUAACAGCAGAUAUAGGAAUGCAUAUGAUUAACGGUAGCUUGCUCUUAGGAUUUCAUUGCUCCAUUGGAAGCAUUCAGAAUGUGCUUUUGACUUACAGUUUUGUUUCUAUGGAUGCUAAAUGUUUUGAACAGCUGUUAAAGCACUGCUGUAAAUUAUUACUUUUUAAGUAAAUAUUUGCAACAAAA
Molecule: messenger RNA, 4102 nt
Organism: Lepidothrix coronata (blue-crowned manakin)
Lineage: Eukaryota; Metazoa; Chordata; Aves; Passeriformes; Pipridae
Gene: ZNF280D
Product: zinc finger protein 280D
Exons: 17
Coding region: 175-2886 (903 amino acids)
Biological process (GO): regulation of DNA-templated transcription
Molecular function (GO): DNA-binding transcription factor activity, RNA polymerase II-specific; RNA polymerase II cis-regulatory region sequence-specific DNA binding
Source: RefSeq, a predicted model, not a curated record